AUAACCCGUCCCCUCUCCAUUUUGAUAUUAAACUUUUUCAAAAAGUGUACGUUUCGGACACUUUUUAUUCGAACUGUUUUAUUCAGCUCAAAAUGGAGCGCUGCCCGGGGUGCCAUUCUACAGCAUGCGUUGGCUAUUCCGGUGGAGAUUGUUUUUACUUCAAGUUGUGCCAGGAUUCGUUUCCUCGUCAUGCACCGCGUCGUAGAUCAUCAUCAUCAUCAUCUUCUUCUUCUUCUUCUACUUCUUCUUCUUCGUCUUCCAACUCUUCAGAAUCAGAUGACCAAGUCGGCCAGCUGAGCACCCGGUACCAGAACCAGAACCUUAGUGAGUCAUCUUCAGAAAGUUCGGUUAGCUCAUCGGAUGACUCAUCUGAUGACUCCUCAGAUGACUCAUGUUCAAAUGACUCUUCAAUGACUCUUUAGACGAUUCAGACGAUCAGGAAAACGAUUAUGAACAAGAUGAUUAUUAACUUAAAUUUCGAUAUUUUGCCAUCAAUCAAAAAAUAUACAAGAUCAUAGUUCAAAAAUUUUUAUUCAUAAAGUUCCUAUAACUUUGCCAAA
Messenger RNA from Caenorhabditis elegans, 560 nucleotides. RefSeq names its product Nuclear receptor domain-containing protein (gene Y46G5A.20). The record is from RefSeq and is marked reviewed. The coding region runs from base 93 to 422 and encodes 109 amino acids. NCBI's taxonomy places the organism in Eukaryota, Metazoa, Nematoda, Chromadorea, Rhabditida, Rhabditidae. The transcript has 2 exons.